This is a messenger RNA of Plasmopara halstedii, 153 nucleotides long. RefSeq lists its product as uncharacterized. The coding region runs from base 1 to 153 and encodes 50 amino acids. NCBI's taxonomy places the organism in Eukaryota, Oomycota, Peronosporomycetes, Peronosporales, Peronosporaceae. The transcript has 2 exons. The record is from RefSeq and is a predicted model, not a curated record.
AUGAGCAUUCCAAUGUGCCCUUGCAGUAUCGAGACAUUAAUUCUCAAAGAUGUCCAUCACUUUUCAGCAGAUGGUCUAAAUUCGGCCCGCCAUCUAUUAAAAUUCUUUCCUGUUGGGUAUAUCCCGCAAGUUUACGACUUUUUGACGAGUUGA